AGAAGAACAGGAUUGUAGCGCUGCAAACUGCAAAAGCCUUCUCUGUUUCUCUUUCUCUGCAACUGAUACAGUCACCGCGUGUGUGCACGCGCGUGUAUCUGCUACAAUCUCAUUCAUCGUGCUUAACUACAUCCUUGUUAUACCUUGUGCUUAAAAAUCGCGUUAGUCACGCCAUCGGAUCGUGUUGCUUCAACGCAACAGUUAGGCCAAUAUGGAGCGGAAGACCACUGAUUUAGACCAAGGUUGGGACUAUAUGCAGAAGGGGAUUACCAAGCUGAAGAGAAUUCUCGAAGGGUUACCUGAAACUCCUUUCAGUUCUGAGGAGUACAUGAUGCUAUACACGUAUCCUUUUUCACGGAUUCCGUUAUUGUUGUCCAUAAUGUUGUUGUGUUCUAUUAUAAUGUCUUUUAACGCUAGUUUUAGGUAUUAUGUGCUGUUUUUCUUUAAUUUAACUAUCACAGAACCAUUUAUAAUAUGUGUACUCAGAAGCCACCAUAUGAUUUUUCGCAACAGCUUUAUGACAAGUACAAGGAAGCUUUUGAUGAAUACAUUAAAUCCAUUGUUUUGCCGUCCCUAAGAGAGAAGCAUGAUGAAUUUAUGCUGCGGGAACUCGUCCAAAGAUGGUUAAACCAUAAGGUCAUGGUCAGGUGGCUUUCACGCUUCUUCUAUUAUCUUGAUCGCUACUUCAUUACUCGACGCUCCCUGCCUGGACUCAAUGCAGUUGGACUCACUUGCUUUCGUGAUUUGGUUUAUAUGGAAGUACGAGCCAAUGCUAGGAAAGCUGUGAUUGCUCUUAUUGAUAAAGAACGCGAGGGUGAACAAAUUGAUAGAUCAUUGUUGAAAAAUGUUCUUGAUAUUUUUGUUGAGAUUGGUAUGAGUGAAAUGGACAAAUAUGAACAGGAUUUUGAGAUACAGAUGCUUGAAGAUACUGCUGAUUACUACAGAAGUAAGGCAACAAACUGGAUUGAGACUGACUUCUGUCCAGAUUAUAUGCUAAAGGCUGAGGAUUGCUUGAGAAGGGAGAGAGAGAGAGUGUCUCAUUACUUACAUGCUAGCACUGAGCAGAAAUUGGUAGAGAAAGUGCAACAUGAGUUGCUGGUGACUCAUGCAAAUCAAUUACUAGAGAAAGAGAACUCUGGCUGCCGCGCCUUGCUUAGAGACGAUAAGGUGGAAGAUCUCUCUAGGAUGUAUAGACUUUACCAUAAAAUACCUAAAGGCUUGGAUCCUGUUGCUAAUGUAUUCAAGCAGCAUAUUACAGCUGAGGGUACAGCAUUGGUCCAACUUGCUGAAGAAGCUGCUUGCAGUCAGACUACAAGUGGUUCUUCUAUCUUUCAGGAAGUCCUUGUCCGAAAAUUCAUAGAGCUCCAUGACAAGUAUAUGGCAUAUGUUAAUGAUUGCUUUAUGAAUCACACUCUAUUCCACAAGGCAUUGAAGGAAGCAUUUGAGGUAUUCUGCAAUAAAACUGUUGCUGGUAGUUCCAGUGCAGAACUAUUAGCUAUUUUCUGUGACAAUAUCCUUAAAAAGGGUGGAAGUGAGAAGCUAAGUGAUGAAGGGAUCGAAGAAACCCUUGAGAAGGUGGUCAAACUGCUUGCAUACAUCAGUGAUAAGGAUCUUUUUGCAGAAUUUUACAGGAAGAAGCUUGCCCGGAGAUUGCUUUUUGACCGGAGUGCCAAUGAUGACCAUGAAAAGUGCAUAUUGACAAAGUUAAAGCAACAGUGUGGUGGCCAGUUCACAUCAAAGAUGGAGGGGAUGGUGGUAGAUCUGAACUUGGCCAAGGAUAAUCAGAUGAAAUUUGAGGAAUAUCUUUGUGAUUCACUAGCAAAUCCUGGAAUUGAUCUGACAGUGACUGUUCUUACCACGGGAUUUUGGCCUAGUUACAAGUCUUUCGAUCUCAACCUUCCAUCAGAGAUGGUCAAGUGUGUGGAAGUUUUUAAGGACUUCUAUGAAACAAAGACAAAACACAGAAAACUUACAUGGAUUUACUCACUGGGAACUUGCCAUGUUGUUGGCAAAUUUGAAGUAAAAAGCAUUGAACUGAUUGUUUCAACGUAUCAGGCUGCUGCUCUACUGCUAUUCAACAAUGCUGAUAGGUUGAGCUAUUCAGAGAUUAUGACUCAGCUGAACUUGGCCCAUGAAGAUGUUGUUAGAUUACUCCAUUCUCUGUCAUGUGCAAAACAUAAGAUACUUAUGAAGGAGCCGAACUCAAAAACUAUAUCUCCAAGUGACAUCUUCGAGUUCAACUACAAAUUUACAGAUAAAAUGAGAAGGAUCAAGAUCCCUCUACCGCCGAUCGAUGAAAGGAAAAAAGUUAUUGAAGAUGUUGAUAAGGAUAGGAGAUAUGCCAUUGACGCAGCAAUUGUGCGUAUUAUGAAGAGUAGGAAAGUUUUGGGCCAUCAACAAUUAGUUUUGGAGUGUGUUGAGCAGUUGGGUCGCAUGUUCAAGCCUGACAUCAAAGCAAUCAAGAAGCGGAUCGAAGAUCUCAUCACUCGGGACUACCUGGAAAGGGACAAAGAUAACCCAAACACCUUCAGGUAUCUGGCGUAAUGGAAGUUACUAAGGCAUAGAGAGUGGUCAGUUAUAAAGCCUGCAAUUGAGCACUGGGGUUGUCUGAAUUUGAUUCUUAGGGAAGUACAGUUGGGAAUACUUAAGGAUACAAAAUGCUGUAAAUAAUCGUAGUCGAUUAAUUAAUUCAAUAGCACCAGGAGCGAGGUUUUUUUUUUCCAUACUUAACCUCCUGAGAGUUAGAUUUAGUUAUUACUUUAUUUUGUUGAUAUAUAGAGAUAUAAAUACAGGAGCGAAGCUAGAUAUCGUACUAAAUGCGGUAUUGUUAUAUUCUUGGUUACUUGAAUGGAAAGGGGAGGGGGAUAGUUGACAUAACGUCGAUUGAUGUCAUUUAUGAAAUUACGAUUAGUUUCGGAUUAUUGU
This is a messenger RNA of Abrus precatorius (Indian licorice), 2925 nucleotides long. RefSeq names its product cullin-1. The transcript has 20 exons. Gene Ontology annotation, biological process: ubiquitin-dependent protein catabolic process; protein ubiquitination. Gene Ontology annotation, molecular function: ubiquitin protein ligase binding. Gene Ontology annotation, cellular component: cullin-RING ubiquitin ligase complex. Bases 475 to 2544 code for a protein of 689 amino acids. The record is from RefSeq and is a predicted model, not a curated record. NCBI's taxonomy places the organism in Eukaryota, Viridiplantae, Streptophyta, Magnoliopsida, Fabales, Fabaceae.